Molecule: messenger RNA, 1059 nt
Organism: Copidosoma floridanum
Lineage: Eukaryota; Metazoa; Arthropoda; Insecta; Hymenoptera; Encyrtidae
Product: CLIP domain-containing serine protease HP8-like
Biological process (GO): proteolysis
Molecular function (GO): serine-type endopeptidase activity
Source: RefSeq, a predicted model, not a curated record
AUGCUAUACCUCGAAAUAACAAUUCUGUCAUUAGCUGUUUUAGCGGAGCAUAGAUAUUGCGUGGUCAUCCAGGAAUGUCCCAAACUUCACAAGCUCCUGCUUACUCUGGACCCUAUGACAUUAAUAAAAUUGACGUCACUAAGUUGCGGGUAUGAAGGUGUAUAUCCCAAAGUUUGUUGUACAGAAGAGAAAAUGAGCCAUCGAAACGAUUAUAAUGAUCAAAAUGAUGUAACUAAUUAUCGUGACGUAAUGAGUUUCAACGAUCUUAUUCCAACUUCUAAUAUGGUAAGACAUAUCCAUGGUGGAAUCGCUACUUUUCUUCAAGAGUUUCCGUGGAUGGCACUCCUAGAAUAUGACACGCCUGAGGGAAUGAAAACAUCCUGUGGUGGAGCCCUCAUAAAUCAUAGGUACGUGCUAACAGCAGCUCACUGCGUCUCAGACAAGAUCUUACCUGAGGAUUGGUCCCUGACCGGAGUAAGAUUGGGCGAAUACAACACUGCAACAGAUAUGGAUUGCACAGUUUUCGGUGACUCGGGUUUGAUCUGCAACAAACACAUCACCGUUGGCAUCGAAAAAUCAAUUUUACACGAAAACUAUAAUACAUAUAAUCAUCAGUCUGACAUAGCCCUUAUCCGACUUUCACGUGACGUGGCUUUCACCGACUACAUUAAGCCCAUUAGUUUGCCAAGUGGCCCAUACAUCCAAAAAAAACUAACAGUCGCUGGUUGGGGAAGAACCGAAAGUGGAAUCUCGUCGGAGAUUCUGCUGAAGGUCACUCUACCACUGGUAGAUCGUGAACUGUGCUCGGAAAAAUACCAAGUCCAGAUGCUUGAAAGCCAAAUUUGUGUUGGGGGUAUGAAAGGCACGGAUUCGUGCAAAGGAGAUUCCGGUGGUCCUCUCGUACAACUAGUCAAAAGUCCUUAUACUAACUUGAAAAAGUGGGAGAUUGUUGGCAUUGUCUCAUAUGGCAACAGAAUGUGUGGAACGGAAGGAUGGCCUGGGGUUUACACUAAAGUGUAUUCUUACGUUCCUUGGAUUCUGAGCAAAAUUGGAGAGUAA